This is a messenger RNA of Salmo salar (Atlantic salmon), 2006 nucleotides long. Its product is annotated as mitochondrial-processing peptidase subunit alpha. The record is from RefSeq and is a predicted model, not a curated record. Gene Ontology annotation, cellular component: mitochondrion. NCBI's taxonomy places the organism in Eukaryota, Metazoa, Chordata, Actinopteri, Salmoniformes, Salmonidae. Gene Ontology annotation, molecular function: metalloendopeptidase activity; metal ion binding.
CCGUUAAACCUCAUCGAAGAAGAAGACAAGGAGGAAGAACAAUAAGAAGGAAAAUAAAGUGUUUUGAAAUAGCCUCCGGGUGAAUUAGUGGUCACAGAGAAUUCAAGAUGGCGGCGCACAUGUCGCAUUGUAGAAGUUGGGGCCGUGUUCAGAGGUUUGGAAUUGCAGUAUAUAGAAAGUACAGCAGUGGCAGCAGAUAUCCAAAUAUCUCACUCUCUGCACCGUUACCAGGGAUCCCUAAACCAGUGUUUGCGUCCGUUGACGGGCAUGAGCAAUGCGAGACUAAAAUCACUACUUUGGAAAAUGGCCUUAAAGUAGCAUCUCAAAACAAGUUUGGUCAAUUCUGCACUGUUGGAAUUUUAGUAAAUUCAGGAUCCAGACAUGAGACAAAAUACCCCAGUGGAAUUGCACACUUUUUGGAGAAACUGGCCUUUUCUUCCACAGCCCAGUAUGGCAGUAAAGAUGAAAUUCUUCUCACACUUGAAAAACAUGGAGGGAUCUGUGACUGCCAAACAUCCAGAGACACCACCAUGUAUGCCGUCUCUGCCGAGGUGAAGGGACUGGACACGGUAGUCAGCCUGCUCUCUGAUGCUGUAUUGCAGCCACGCCUGCUAGAUGAGGAGAUUGAGAUGACUAGGAUGGCAGUGCGCUUUGAGCUGGAGGAUCUGAACAUGAGGCCUGACCCUGAACCUUUGCUGACAGAGAUGAUCCACGCAGCAGCAUACCGGGGGAACACCGUUGGGUUGCCUCGCUUCUGUCCAGUAGACAACGUGGAGAAGAUCGACAAGAAGCUGCUACACGCGUACCUGCGGAGCUACUACUGCGCAGAGCGUAUGGUGCUAGCCGGUGUGGGCAUCGAACAUGAACAACUGGUGGCCUGCGCCAGGAAAUAUCUGCUGGAUGUGAAGCCAGUAUGGGGAGCCAGUACGCCUACCAAUGUCGACCUGUCUGUGGCACAGUACACUGGUGGAAUCGUAAGGAUGGAUAAGGAUAUGUCAGAUGUGAGCCUUGGCCCCACUCCCAUCCCUGAGCUCACCCACAUCAUGAUUGGCCUGGAGAGCUGCUCGUUCCUGGAGGAGGACUUCAUCCCAUUUGCCGUCCUCAACAUGAUGAUGGGUGGAGGCGGGUCCUUCUCAGCAGGGGGUCCUGGGAAAGGCAUGUUCACUCGGCUUUACCUGAACGUGCUCAACAGGCAUCAUUGGAUGUACAAUGCCACCUCAUUCCAUCACAGUUACGAGGACAGCGGCCUACUGUGUAUCCAUGCCAGUGCAGACCCCAGACAGGUUCGGGAAAUGGUGGAGAUUAUAACCAGAGAGUUUAUUCAAAUGGCCGGGACAGCAGGAGAGAUGGAGUUGGCGAGAGCGAAGACGCAGCUCAAGUCCAUGCUGAUGAUGAACCUGGAGUCGCGGCCGGUUAUCUUUGAAGAUGUCGGCCGACAGGUUCUAGCCACAGGGACGAGGAAGCUGCCACAUGAGCUGUGUGACCUCAUCAGUAACAUUACAGCAAGCGAUAUCAAGAGGGUCACAACCAAGAUGCUGCGCAGCAAGCCAGCAGUAGCAGCGCUAGGAGACUUGACUGAGAUGCCCUCCUAUGAGCACAUCCAAGCUGCCCUGUCCAGCAAGGACGGACGCCUGCCUCGCAUGUACCGCCUCUUCCGAUAGACCCCCCUGCGUUUACCCUGACAUCAAUGUAUAUACUAGACACUGACCUACACUACCGGUCAAAAGUUUUAGAACACCUACUCAUUCAAGGGUUUUUCUUUAUUUAAAAUGUUUUCUACAUUGUAUAAUAAUAGUGAAGACAUCAAAACUAUGAAGUAAAACAUAUGGAAUCAUGUAAUAACCCAAAAAGUGUUUUAAAAUUUUUUUAAAAAAAAUUGCCGCCAUUUGCCUGGACGACCGGUUUGCACACUUGGCAUUCUCUCAACCAGCUUCACCUGGAAUGCUUUUUAAACGGUCUGGAAGGAGUUCCCACAUAUGCUCAGCACUUAUUGGCUGCUUUUCCUU